This is a messenger RNA of Salpingoeca rosetta, 3023 nucleotides long. Its product is annotated as cell division cycle protein 48. Gene Ontology annotation, molecular function: ATP binding; ATP hydrolysis activity; polyubiquitin modification-dependent protein binding. The transcript is spliced from 9 exons. The coding region runs from base 304 to 2721 and encodes 805 amino acids. Gene Ontology annotation, cellular component: VCP-NPL4-UFD1 AAA ATPase complex; nucleus; cytosol. Lineage: Eukaryota; Choanoflagellata; Craspedida; Salpingoecidae. The record is from RefSeq and is a predicted model, not a curated record. Gene Ontology annotation, biological process: retrograde protein transport, ER to cytosol; autophagosome maturation; mitotic spindle disassembly.
UGCUUCUGCUGCUUCUUGCUGCUACGUGUCUGCUGUUGCUGUGUGUCGUCAGAUUCUCACUUUUGCAUGUCAGCGCCACGACCGCACAGCAAGAUCACACACAUCCAUCACACACAAACAAACGAACGAAAGAGACGCCAACCUCUCCUUGUUGAAGCAAGGCCAAGCCAACGAAGACCAAAUACAGCAGCCGUUGUCUGCCUGAAGAACCAACGCCAGCCCAACCGCAUCCACAACAAGGCUUUCUGAACCGCUUGGACAACCGCCUUUUUUUCCCCUUGCAAUUCACAUCACCAGACAGUCAUGAGUGACCAAGAUCAACAGGCCCAGCAGCAACAGCAGCCGGAAGAGCGCCGGCGCCCACACCGCCUCAUUGUUGAGGAUGCCGUCAACGACGACGACUCUGUCGUGGCCCUGAACCAGGCACGCAUGGACGAGCUCGGCCUCUUCCACGGCGACGUCACCCUCAUCAAGGGCAAGCGCAAACAGGACACGGUGUGCAUUGCGCUGCCGGACCCGAGCUGCCAGGAGGACCGCGUGCGCCUCACCCGCGUGGCCCGCAACAACCUCCGCGUGCGCAUUGGCGACAUUGUCAGCCUGCAGCCCUUCCCCGACAUUCCAUACGGCAAGCGCAUUCAGGUGCUUCCCUUUGACGACUCUGUCGAGGGCCUCACAGGCAACCUCUUUGACGCCUACCUCCGCCCAUACUUCCUCGAGGCAUACCGCCCCGUCCGCAAGGGUGACACAUUCCUUGUGCGCGGUGGCAUGCGCGCCGUGGAGUUCAAGGUUGUUGAGACGGACCCUGAGCCGUACUGCGUUGUUGCGCCGGAGACAGUGAUCCACUGCGAGGGCAACCCCAUCAAGCGCGAGGACGAGGAGGCGCGCCUCGAUGAGAUUGGCUACGACGACAUUGGCGGCUGCUCCAAGCAGCUGGCGCAGAUCAAGGAGAUGGUCGAGCUUCCGCUGCGCCACCCGCAGCUGUUCAAGUCCAUUGGCGUGAAGCCCCCGCGCGGCAUCCUCCUGUACGGCCCGCCAGGCACCGGCAAGACGCUGCUGGCCCGCGCCGUUGCAAACGAGACGGGCGCCUUCUUCUUCCUCAUCAACGGCCCAGAGAUUAUGAGCAAGAUGGCUGGCGAGAGCGAGAGCAACCUGCGCAAGGCCUUUGAGGAGGCGGAGAAGAACGCCCCGGCCAUCAUCUUCAUUGACGAGAUUGACGCCAUUGCGCCCAAGCGCGAGAAGACGCAGGGCGAGGUGGAGCGCCGCACCGUGUCGCAGCUGCUCACCCUCAUGGACGGCCUCAAGCAGCGCGCGCAUGUCGUGGUGAUGGCCGCCACCAACCGGCCCAACAGCAUCGACCCCGCGCUGCGCCGCUUUGGCCGCUUUGACCGCGAGGUGGACAUUGGCAUCCCAGACGCCACGGGGCGCCUGGAGAUUCUGCGCAUCCACACCAAGAACAUGAAGCUCUCCGACGACGUGGACCUGGAGCAGGUGGCCAAGGAGACGCACGGGUACGUUGGCGCAGAUCUUGCUGCGCUGUGCUCCGAGGCCGCCCUGCAGCAGAUUCGCGAGCGCAUCGACGUGAUUGAUCUGGAGGAGGACACCAUUGACGCCGAGAUUCUCAACAGCCUCGCCGUCUCCAUGGACAACUUCCGCUUUGCCCUCGGCCAGUCCAACCCCUCCGCCCUCCGCGAAAUGGUCGUUGAGGUGCCGAACGUGUCGUGGGACGACAUUGGCGGCCUGGAGGCGGUCAAGCGCGAGCUGCAGGAGCUUGUGCAGUAUCCCGUGGAGCACCCGGAGAAGUUCCUCAAGUUUGGCAUGAACCCGUCCAAGGGCGUGCUCUUCUAUGGCCCGCCCGGCUGCGGUAAGACGCUGCUGGCAAAGGCCAUUGCCAACGAGUGCCAGGCCAACUUCAUCAGCAUCAAGGGCCCCGAGCUGCUCACCAUGUGGUUUGGCGAGUCUGAGGCCAACGUGCGCGACGUCUUUGACAAGGCGCGCGCCGCUGCGCCGUGCGUGCUCUUCUUUGACGAGCUCGACUCGAUUGCCAAGGCGCGCGGCGGCAGCCUCGGCGAUGCCGGCGGCGCCUCGGACCGCGUCAUCAACCAGGUCCUCACGGAGAUGGACGGCAUGAACCAGAAGAAGAACGUGUUCAUCAUUGGGGCGACCAACCGCCCGGACGUGAUUGACCCCGCCGUGCUGCGGCCCGGCCGCCUGGACCAGCUCAUCUACAUCCCGCUGCCGGACGAGGCGUCGCGCCUGGGCAUCCUCAAGGCCAACCUGCGCAAGUCGCCCAUUGCGCCCGACGUGGACCUGUCGUUCCUCGCCUCCAAGACGCACGGCUUCUCUGGCGCUGACCUGACGGAGAUUUGCCAGCGCGCGGCCAAGCUGGCCAUCCGCGAGAGCAUCAUGCGCGAGGUGGAGAUGGAGCGCGCCCGCGAGGAGAACCCGGACGCGUACAUGGACACGGAGGAGGAGGAGGACCUGGUCCCCGCCAUCACCCGCGGCCACUUUGAGGAGGCCAUGCGUUUUGCCCGCCGCUCCGUCUCGGACAACGACAUUCGCAAGUACGAGAUGUUCGCCCAGACGCUCCACCAGUCCCGCGGCCUCGGCACCGACUUCAGGUUCCCCACCCAGUCUGGCACGCAGGUCGAGGGUGGUGAAGGCGAAGUUGGCCAGGCGCCCGCACAGGACACGGCCGAGGACGACGAGGACCUCUACUCUUGAGCAAUACACCUCUCACCCACAUACGCUCGCGCUCACGAUCGCGCGCAAGCUUGCGUUGUUGGUCACGUCACCACUUGCCAAUGACGCCUUGUCAGUCGUCAGCUUUGUUGUCACGUGAUGUUGUCAUUGUUGUUGUGGCUGUUCCAUGUCAUGUUGCUGUCAUGCUCGUUGAUGUCAUUCUUGUUGUUCAUGUCGGAGGUGAAACCCCUUGUGGUCUAUCUGUGUCGUUUUGGAGGGCGUGAGGCGCUUGAUGUGGUUCCUCUCGCACCCACAAAGCAAUGAAACCAGCAACAAGCUACCAA